AUGUUGGCAGUUCUGCUGGCCCUGCUGGCGCUCUCUGCCACAGCGCAAGGGGCCAAAAACGCUACAGAGACAGCUGAUGAGAAGGAUCUAGUUAUAGCCAAAGGAAAACUGCUGGCGCCGAGCGUGGUCGGAUGAGCCAUAAAGAAGAUGCCGGAGCUCUACAAGUUCCUGAUGGAGCGCUGGGCAUUGUAUCAUAAUCUUGAAUAUGAUUCAUCAGAGGAAAAGAGCCCUCGGUUGGUUUUCUACAAUGACAAGGAUGAGGUGGUCAAGACUGUUCGAGUGAAAAAGCUGACAGCAGACGAGAUCAGUAGUUUGCUAGAUUCUCUGGGUUUCUACCGGAGGUCGGCUAAAGGAGAAGAGGUCCCUGAAGAGUUCCAGAAUUUCCCUCUAAAAGCGCCGCGAGAUGAGCUCUGA
Messenger RNA from Chanos chanos (milkfish), 414 nucleotides. RefSeq names its product selenoprotein e (gene selenoe). NCBI's taxonomy places the organism in Eukaryota, Metazoa, Chordata, Actinopteri, Gonorynchiformes, Chanidae. The record is from RefSeq and is a predicted model, not a curated record. The transcript is spliced from 4 exons.